Messenger RNA from Xenopus laevis (African clawed frog), 1248 nucleotides. RefSeq names its product spexin prohormone 1-like. Bases 279 to 581 code for a protein of 100 amino acids. The record is from RefSeq and is a predicted model, not a curated record. Lineage: Eukaryota; Metazoa; Chordata; Amphibia; Anura; Pipidae. The transcript has 5 exons.
CAGGGACAUCACUGUCAUUAUGUAGCCUUUGGAUAAAAGGGUCUGACACAGUUGCUGCUUUGAUCAUCAUAGGAGGAUAGAUAUAUUUCAUUCCCCCCACAAUAUGCACAUUGUUGUUAUUUAACAAACAGAUGAGCACAAACUAGAUUACCAGAAGAAGCUGAACAUCAAGGGUUUGCAUGACUUAAGUUCAUUAGGAGCAUAUUGGCAAACUGAAGCUGUGGUUUUCUGAUGAGAAGAGAGCUGUCAGGCAUUCAGCGCUUACAGAGCCAUCUAUAAUGAGAAAGCAAACGGUGCUGUUCUUUACCUGUGCUGGUCUACUGUUGCUUGUCUCAGAAUCCUGGUGUGCUCCUAAGAAUAAGUUAAUGGCAAGAAAUUGGGGCCCUCAAUCCAUGAUGUACCUCAAAGGGAGACACGGCAGAAGGGUUGCCUCAGAAUAUGAAGAAGAUUUUGAACACCAGAAUUUGGAUUUCAUGACUUCGUUUCUGAAAAGAUAUGAAACCUCUUUGCCUGUGAAAGUAUUGAACUUCAGAAGAAGGAGACAGUUGUCACAAAUUAUGGAUUAUCAGUACCUGGAUUAGAUAAUAUAAAACAAACAAAAAAACAUCAGUAUCUACAUUACAGAAGCUAGGAGCUAUAUGAUUUCCUUGAAAAAUGAAUGCCAGAUUCUAUUGUAUGACUAUAAAAUAUAGCAUUUCUGCAAAACUGCUGUUUAACUGACCUAUGCUUAGUUAGUACUUGAAAUAUCCUUUCCCCAAAUCAAAUAUACAUAACUAAAAAAGUGUUAUUCUUCUUUAAACCUUUCUGCAAAUGUAAUACUCACUAUUAAUGUGUGCACCUCUACUACUAUAAUAUUUAAUGGUAAGAAUACGCUGAGAUUGUUUAAGACAUUCUCUUUAUGUGUCAGCUCCUGGGUAUCGUGACAAUGGCACUCAUCUUAAUUCAGGGAACCCUCCCCCCCCCCUGAAAUGUUGAAUCAGUCACAAAUCAUUUCAAUUGCUUAAUAGAAUAGCUAGGAGACUGGAUUUAGGUUUAAGUGAGUGACCUUGUAAUUCUUGUUAUGGAAACUAAUUAUAUAGACCUAGCUGAGAGGAUCCAGAGAGUACCACUAGCAUAUAUACAAGUCAAAGCAGGUCAUUUUACAAAUCAGCUCCUGUGUUGACCUCUUGUGGACUUAGGCAGAUUUUGAGUUGAUCCACUUAUUUCAUUUUGUCAGGACACUCCUACAUAAAAACACAGUUACAGAUG